Daphnia pulex (common water flea) is the source of this 4041-nucleotide messenger RNA. RefSeq names its product zinc finger FYVE domain-containing protein 9-like (gene Sara). Gene Ontology annotation, cellular component: early endosome membrane. Gene Ontology annotation, molecular function: metal ion binding. The record is from RefSeq and is a predicted model, not a curated record. Bases 195 to 3803 code for a protein of 1202 amino acids. NCBI's taxonomy places the organism in Eukaryota, Metazoa, Arthropoda, Branchiopoda, Diplostraca, Daphniidae. Gene Ontology annotation, biological process: endosomal transport. The transcript is spliced from 7 exons.
ACGUAAUAAUUUGAGUGCGUCUGUUUAACACUACCGUCGGAUUACGACAACGAAUUGUCCGAUCGGGAAAUCCUUAAUCAAAUCAUGUGCCAGCUAUACAAAGAAAUGACGUCCACUCAUUGAAGUUUUUAAUGAAUUUUUGAAAUAUUUUUUUAAAGAUAUUGUGUGGAACAUUGUCAACACCCACUUUUAACAUGGAGAAGUUUGCUGUGGAUUUAGACAAGGUCUUGGAUGACUUUGAAUUACAAGAAGACCAGGCAGAACAGUUUGUUAAGAAUGCUGAAAAGUGUGACGUUUUGGAAGAAACUGAUAAAUUUCAGAAGCAGAACUCUCCUGGAUUAGUGGAUUUUACAAUAUCAGAACCGCUUGAUGAUUCAAUCAAUGGUCAACAGGAAUUUCCGCAGUGUUCAAACCUUGUGGUUUGUGAAGUCUUAGAAUCAAAAUCUACUUCACCAGACACCUCACAACCAGAACAGGCAGAAAUUGUUGAGUGUCAAACAGAAAAUGAAUUUAUUGAUGCAGAAUUGAGUGUGGUUAACCCUAAUGAACAUUCCAGUCUACAGAAUGAGUUGCUUCUUGAUUUGAGUGAAGCUCUUGAUAGUGUUCUUACUAAAGAAGAAUCUGUACAUCUCACAGUUGAAAGUUCUACCUUGCUUGAUCAAUCAUUCACAGAAGAUGUGGUCACUCAGCCAUUGUUGACUAACAUUAUCAUACAAAAUGGAGCUUUUAAUCCUCUUCAUCCAGACACUUUAACAGAUGAUGAACUUGAAAGCUAUCUUGCUGAAUUGGAAAAAGAAGAUGAAGGAGAACUAUCUCAGCCUACUAUUGAUCUUCACACUGAUGAUCAAGAGGCAAAUAAUCAUAAACCAAAUUAUUCACCCAGUACUUCUGAAGCUGAUAAAGAAAAUGCUGUUUCCAACAUUGACAUUGCAAAUGAAGAAAUAACUUCUAUUCUGCCCUUAACAGAAGAAGGAGAAAGUUUACCAUUAUCUGACAGUGAAAUUACAUCAACAGAGGAUUCAAAUGGUUCAUCAUUUAGUGAUUCUGAUUCUACUGAAGUAAACCCUCAAUUUCAAGAAGAUUCAUUGAGUGCUGAAGAAGAAAUGCCCCAAUUAAUAGAUGAUCCAUGUUUGGUGAGCAGCGAAAUUAUCAUUGAAACCAUGCCAUCUCAGAUUAUGGUGGAUACCACAAUUGAUGUCAUUGAACCUAAUCUUCCUUGUGCAGAGAGUAAUCAAGAAGUUCCUUCGUCUUGUGAAGUGAUUGAUGAAAUUUCUGAAACUGAAGAAGGUUUGCCUGCGUCUGUGGAUGUUCAAGAAGAAAGUAACGUUACGUCUGUCAUUUCGGGAUUUUCACAAGGGGAAGAUUCCCUUCUAGAGCCUUAUAGUAGCUUAACUGAAGAUGAACGAUUACUUGGAGUUCUCAAGCCUGUUUGGAUUCCCGAUGAAGAAGCUCCUCAAUGCAUGAAUUGUAGUCAGCGAUUUACAGUCAUUAGACGACGACAUCAUUGUCGUGCAUGUGGACGAGUUCUCUGCAACAAUUGCUGUUCUUCACGUGCCCGUCUUGAGUAUAUGGAGAGCACUGAAACUCGGGUGUGUUUGCCAUGUCUGCAAGUCCUAAGAAAAGUUGAAGCAUAUAAAAAGUGGGGCGGUGUAACGGAGACCCAGACUUCAACUAACACAGUGGAUAGUGGCAGUCAAAGCAGUUUUGAUUCCACACCCGCCUCUAGUCCCUCCCCACAUUUUCCUAAUCCAGUUGCCAGAGUUAAUGUCAACAAUCCAGCUGAGUACUGUUCAACCGUACCACCCGCUAUCCAAAUAGCAGCUGCUGCUGCGCUCCCAACUCCAACUGUCAUGGUUCCGGUUGGAGUCUUAAAGAAGGAAGGCACUCCAACUCAUCCACGAACGAAGAGUGAACCCAAACAGGUAAUUUUUAGCGAUGGUAUUCGUCCUGGUGGAGAUCUAGCCGAGUUGGAUGCAUGGCGCGCCCCAGCGGGUGAGGCUCAGUCUGGUAGCCAUCGGUCGGUGCCGAGACGUGCUCCAAAGAAGGUAUCUGUGAUUCCACCGACGUUGGUGCCGCAGAGCAAUACUUCUCACCCGAGUAAAAAUCAGCAGCUGAUAACACUUGUUCCAACACUACCUCCAAUUCUUAAUGGACCCGAUUCCAUCGAGCAAUUACACCAGACGCUAGUUGAUCCCAUUUCUCCUCCAGUGGUCUUUGCUAUGCAGUCUAGUCAACCCGGAGCCGAUCGGCAUCAGUUGCUGGUGCGAGUUAAGUUGCUCCAGCUUGAUUGUUGCGUGAGAAGGAAAUGUUGGUCAUUUGCUACUAGUGGAAUGCGUUGGGUGGCUCAAGAUGAGAUAGUAAUUCUAUUGGAACAAGACUCAGUCGCCACAACUGAUGAAAGCGUAGGAGAAGAACUACUACCCCCCGCCGAUAUAUUUUACCACUUGUUUUCGAUUUACGAAGAAGCUAUGAACAAGCAUCACGUCAUUAUUAACCUUGGACAUACAGUUACUCCUGGGACAUUUCUUGGUUCAACGGAACACGGUGGAUUCUUGUUCUUCCGUACAAGUUUUCAGUGUGUACAGCAGUUACUUUUACCAACUCCUCCUUAUCUUGUGGCAGUAUUACUACAACGUUGGGAGAUUCCUUGGGCUAAAGUGUUUCCAUUACGACUUUUGUUGCGGCUGGGUGCGGAGUUCCGCUAUUAUCCUUGUCCGCUAUUCAGCGUCCGCAAACGCAAAUCAGUUUUCGGCGAAGUUGGGCAUACUAUCGUCAAUCUUUUGGCUGUAAUUACUUCGUGCAAUUUCCAAAUAUUUCUAUUACUAACUGUUUGUUUUCUCUUCCCUCCAUUCCAGGACAUGAGGAACUUUAGCUACAGCUUACCGGCGGUGGCCGGCCUUGUUGUACACAUGGAAGAAAAAGAAACUAACAUUCUUUUACCGAAAUCUCGUUAUCAGCAAGUGUGUAAAGCACUAGCCCAGUCUAACGAUCAUGUCAUUUCACUUGCAGCAUCGUUCAGUCCUCAAGCAGAUGCUCAUCUCGUUUGUCUUCAAUUGGAUGAUGGAUCUUAUCAAACUCAAGCGAUUAACAUCCACACACGGCCACGAAAAGUUACUGGAGCAAGUUUCUUAGUAUUAAAUGGUGCUUUGAAAAGCUCCAGUGGUAUAAGUGGUCGCUCUUCGAUUGUUGAAGAUGGAGUUAUGGUACAACUCCUUCCAGAUAUGCUCAGUAAUCUAAAACAAGCACUAAUUCGAAUGGAGAAUUACACUAUCCAAUGCGGGAAAAUAAUCGAUGAUCAACCGGAAGAAACGGUUACACUUAAAUGGGUAGAUCAAGAACCAUCUCCUGUUAAUCUAGGAGUUCAAUCUCCUAUCGAUGGUCGAAGCUUCACUGGGAUAUCAUCGAUUCGAGUGAUGCAGCCGCGUGACUUUAAAGGCGAGGGUCAUAGACUUUUGCGUUGGACAGAACUUUUUGUUAUUCAAAUAGAGGACAGUGCACGCUCUUCCUCUAAUAGAAUUGAGGAUAAUGGAGACAUCACACGUUUCGCUGAAACUUUGGCCAAAGCUGCAUCAGUGGCUCUGGCCGCCAAACUCGCAAGCCUCGAGCCUCACACUUUGAUUGGGCUACGUGUUUCUUUGGACGGAGAUUCGGUGGAAUAUCAAGCAGGAGCCGGACAAACCUCCCUGCCGAAUGCAUGUGUCGAGGAACUGGAUUCAUCGCUAAUCCCAAUCUUACAUCGAGAAUCUUCAGGUCAAGGAGUUCCCUGUAUAGUGGAACUUUGGUUUCAAGUCGUUCAUCCGUAAAUGGCGAUUUCUUUGGCUGAUGCUGAUGCGACAGCUGUAACCGAAAUGUGAUUUGGCUUUGUAAUAUUUGUAUAACAAUGAAGUAGUGGCUUUUCUUAUUGCUGCUAUCCAAAAAUUUUGUUACUCUGUUGUUAUCACAAAGGUUCUAUAUACUGGUUGCCAUUCCCCUCUUCCUUAUCUUUUGAGAGAAAACAUUUUCCCUCGUCUAAAUACCAAUAAACUUCGGUUAGUCAUCUUA